Molecule: messenger RNA, 9900 nt
Organism: Pongo pygmaeus (Bornean orangutan)
Lineage: Eukaryota; Metazoa; Chordata; Mammalia; Primates; Hominidae
Gene: PTPRG
Product: protein tyrosine phosphatase receptor type G
Exons: 30
Coding region: 1276-5613 (1445 amino acids)
Biological process (GO): protein dephosphorylation
Molecular function (GO): protein binding; protein tyrosine phosphatase activity
Source: RefSeq, a predicted model, not a curated record
GUUUCCCGGCGGGGGAACGCGCUGUGUUGGAGGCGCGAACAGGGGCCGCGGACGGUGAGCUCCACCGCUGCAACUGCCAGGGUAGUGAAGCCGAACAGAAAACCCCAUCGCUUUAAAAAGGCAGCUGUCCGCCCUCCCCCUUUCCCCGCGCCCGGGCGAGGGGCCCCUUAAGUCCGGGAUCCGCGAGCUACGCGGACAGGGGAUCUCGCCAAACCCGAGCACCGUGCGGCGCCUUUUAAGAGGUCGAACAACGGGAAUCCAGCAAAAAACAAGCCGGCCCCAGAAGGCAGCCUCUCUCCUCUCUCCGCGCACGAGCUACAAUCGCCCCCAGUCCCCAAACUGUCCCAGUAGAGGCCGCGCGGAGAGAGCGGACCCGAGGGACCCCUCGCAAGGCGGGAGCCGAGCGCGGCUGCUUUAAGAACGCGGAGAGCGCGCGCCCGCCGCCAGCUGGCCCGGGCUGCGCGCCCCCGCCGCCACCGCGCGCCCCCUGUUCGCUCGCUCCUUCGCUCGCCGGCUUUAAAGUCUCUGCCAGGAUCCAUGCUCACAUGUUACUUCCUGUAUGGAGGCAUGGCCAGUUUCCAGCCCCGCGCUCUUCGUUCCUCCCCAGCCUGCGCCGGAGCCACAACUUUCAGGAGCAUGGACUGAAGGCACCCUCGCCCCAGCGCCCCUCUGAGAUCCUUUGUGUUUUCCUCCGUUUCCUCCGGCCGUUUCUAUUUUGGGGGGCUCUCCGCUCCCCCCGCCUCUCCCCUCCCUUCCCCUCUCGCAAACAUGCCUCCUUCCUUCCCGGGGCCCUGGAAGGAGCUGCCUGCCUGAAGCCCGGAGACGCCGCGCCGCGCCGCGCUCAGCCCCGCCGCCGCCCGCCGGCUCUCGGGCUGUGCUGCGCUGCCGACUCAAGUUGGGGAUCCUCGGCUGCUUGCCGCCGCUGCCGCCGCCGCCCGCGGUCCCUGCCUGCCCCAGGCCCGGGGCAUCGCCGCCGGCCGCCGACUCCGCGCCCUGAUCGCUCGGCUCUCUCGUUUUUGAACGGAAAGCAGCCCUUCUCCACCGAGAGGAUCGUCCCCAGCGUGGCUCUGCGUUCCCGGUCACUUUUUGAGAUUUUCCGGGGGGCGCUCGGCGGCUUCCCGGAUUCCAAGGGGACUCGGGCCGCCGAGCGCGGGGGGCCCGUGGAGCGGGCGAGCCGGGGAAGCGCCCCGGCUUAGCAGAGGCUCGCACGGAGGCAAGAACUUAUUCAACAAGUUUACCCCCCUGCUUUCCUCUUUUCGAUGUGCGUUUUCGGACAUGCGGAGGUUACUGGAACCGUGUUGGUGGAUUUUGUUCGUGAAAAUCACCAGUUCCGUGCUCCAUUAUGUCGUGUGCUUCCCGGCGUUGACAGAAGGCUACGUUGGGGCCCUGCACGAGAAUAGACACGGCAGCACAGUGCAGAUCCGCAGGCGCAAGGCUUCAGGCGACCCGUACUGGGCCUACUCUGGUGCCUAUGGUCCUGAGCACUGGGUCACGUCUAGUGUCAGCUGUGGGGGCCAUCACCAGUCUCCUGUUGACAUUUUAGACCAGUAUGCGCGUGUUGGGGAAGAAUACCAGGAACUGCAACUCGAUGGCUUCGACAAUGAGUCUUCUAACAAAACCUGGAUGAAAAACACAGGGAAAACAGUCGCCAUCCUUCUGAAAGACGACUAUUUUGUCAGUGGAGCUGGUCUACCUGGCAGAUUCAAAGCUGAGAAGGUGGAAUUUCACUGGGGCCACAGCAAUGGCUCAGCGGGCUCUGAACACAGCAUCAAUGGCAGGAGGUUUCCUGUUGAGAUGCAGAUUUUCUUUUACAAUCCAGAUGACUUUGACAGCUUUCAAACCGCAAUUUCUGAGAACAGAAUAAUCGGAGCUAUGGCUAUAUUUUUUCAAGUCAGUCCGAGGGACAAUUCUGCACUGGAUCCUAUUAUCCACGGGUUGAAGGGUGUCGUACAUCACGAGAAGGAGACCUUUCUGGAUCCUUUCGUCCUCCGGGAUCUCCUGCCUGCAUCCCUGGGCAGCUAUUAUCGGUACACAGGUUCCUUGACCACACCACCGUGUAGCGAAGUAGUGGAGUGGAUAGUCUUCCGGAGACCCGUCCCCAUCUCUUACCAUCAGCUUGAGGCUUUUUAUUCCAUCUUCACCACGGAGCAGCAAGACCAUGUCAAGUCGGUGGAGUAUCUGAGAAAUAACUUUCGACCACAGCAGGAUCUGCAUGACAGAGUGGUGUCCAAGUCCGCCGUCCGUGACGCCUGGAACCACGACAUGACAGACUUCUUAGAAAACCCACUAGGGACAGAAGCCUCUAAAGUUUGCAGCUCUCCACCCAUCCACAUGAAGGUGCAGCCUCUGAACCAGACGGCACUGCAGGUGUCCUGGAGCCAGCCGGAGACUAUCUACCACCCACCCAUCAUGAACUACAUGAUCUCCUACAGCUGGACCAAGAAUGAGGACGAGAAGGAGAAGACGUUUACAAAGGACAGCGACAAAGACUUGAAAGCCACCAUUAGCCAUGUCUCACCCGAUAGCCUUUACCUGUUUCGAGUCCAGGCCGUGUGUCGGAACGACAUGCGCAGUGACUUCAGCCAGACGAUGCUGUUUCAAGCUAAUACCACUCGAAUAUUCCAAGGGACCAGAAUAGUGAAAACAGGAGUGCCCACAGCGUCUCCUGCCUCUUCAGCCGACAUGGCCCCCAUCAGCUCGGGGUCUUCUACCUGGACGUCCUCUGGCAUCCCAUUCUCAUUUGUUUCCAUGGCAACUGGGAUGGGCCCCUCCUCCAGUGGCAGCCAGGCCACAGUGGCCUCGGUGGUCACCAGCACGCUCCUCGCCGGCCUGGGGUUCGGCGGUGGUGGCAUCUCCUCUUUCCCCAGCACUGUGUGGCCCACUCGCCUCCCGACGGCCGCCUCGGCCAGCAAGCAGGCGGCUAGGCCAGUCCUCGCCACCACAGAGGCCUUGGCUUCUCCAGGGCCCGAUGGUGAUUCGUCACCAACCAAGGACAGCGAGGGCACCGAGGAAGGAGAGAAGGAUGAGAAAAGCGAGAGUGAGGAUGGGGAGCGGGAGCACGAGGAGGAUGGAGAGAAGGACUCCGAAAAGAAGGAGAAGAGUGGGGUAACCCACGCUGCCAAGGAGCGGAAUCAGACGGAGCCUAGCCCCACACCCUCAUCUCCUAACAGGACUGCCGAGGGAGGGCAUCAGACUAUACCUGGGCAUGAGCAGGACCACACUGCCGUCCCCACAGACCAGACGGGUGGAAGGAGGGAUGCCGGCCCAGGCCCGGACCCCGACAUGGUCACCUCCACCCAAGUGCCCCCCACCGCCACAGAGGAGCAGUAUGCAGGGAGUGAUCCCAAGAGGCCCGAAAUGCCAUCUAAAAAGCCUGUGUCCCACGGAGACCGAUUUUCUGAAGACAGCAGAUUUAUCACUGUUAAUCCAGCGGAAAAAAACACCUCUGGAAUGAUAAGCCGCCCUGCUCCAGGGAGGAUGGAGUGGAUCAUCCCUCUGAUUGUGGUAUCAGCCUUGACCUUCGUGUGCCUCAUCCUUCUCAUUGCUGUGCUCGUUUACUGGAGAGGGUGUAACAAAAUAAAGUCCAAGGGCUUUCCCAGACGUUUCCGUGAAGUGCCUUCUUCUGGGGAGAGAGGAGAGAAGGGGAGCAGAAAAUGUUUUCAGACUGCUCAUUUCUAUGUGGAAGACAGCAGUUCACCUCGAGUGGUCCCUAAUGAAAGUAUUCCUAUUAUUCCUAUUCCGGAUGACAUGGAAGCCAUUCCUGUCAAACAGUUUGUCAAACACAUCAGUGAGCUCUAUUCUAAUAACCAGCAUGGGUUCUCUGAGGAUUUUGAGGAAGUCCAGCGCUGUACUGCUGAUAUGAACAUCACUGCAGAACAUUCCAAUCAUCCAGAAAACAAGCACAAAAACAGAUACAUCAACAUUUUAGCAUAUGAUCACAGUAGGGUGAAGUUAAGACCUUUACCAGGAAAAGACUCUAAGCACAGCGACUACAUUAAUGCAAACUAUGUUGAUGGUUACAACAAAGCAAAAGCCUACAUUGCCACCCAAGGACCUUUGAAGUCUACAUUUGAAGAUUUCUGGAGGAUGAUUUGGGAACAAAACACUGGAAUCAUUGUGAUGAUUACGAACCUUGUGGAAAAAGGAAGACGAAAAUGUGAUCAGUAUUGGCCAACAGAGAAUAGUGAGGAAUAUGGAAAUGUUAUUGUCACGCUGAAGAGCACAAAAGUACAUGCCUGCUACACUGUUCGUCGUUUUUCAGUCAGAAAUACAAAAGUGAAAAAGGGUCAGAAGGGAAAUCCCAAGGGUCGUCAGAAUGAAAGGGUAGUGAUCCAGUAUCACUAUACACAGUGGCCUGACAUGGGAGUUCCCGAGUAUGCCCUUCCAGUACUGACUUUCGUGAGGAGAUCCUCAGCAGCUCGGAUGCCAGAAAUGGGCCCUGUGUUGGUGCACUGCAGUGCUGGUGUGGGCAGAACAGGCACCUAUAUUGUAAUAGACAGCAUGCUGCAACAGAUAAAAGACAAAAGCACAGUUAACGUCCUGGGAUUCCUGAAGCAUAUCAGGACACAGCGUAACUACCUCGUCCAGACUGAGGAGCAGUACAUUUUCAUCCAUGAUGCCUUGUUGGAAGCCAUUCUUGGAAAGGAGACUGAAGUAUCUUCAAAUCAGCUGCACAGCUAUGUUAACAGCAUCCUUAUACCAGGAGUAGGAGGAAAGACACGACUGGAAAAGCAAUUCAAGCUGGUCACACAAUGUAAUGCAAAAUAUGUGGAAUGUUUUAGUGCUCAGAAAGAGUGUAACAAAGAAAAGAACAGAAACUCUUCAGUUGUGCCAUCUGAGCGUGCUCGAGUGGGUCUUGCACCAUUGCCUGGAAUGAAAGGAACAGAUUACAUUAAUGCUUCUUAUAUCAUGGGCUAUUAUAGGAGCAAUGAAUUUAUUAUAACUCAGCAUCCUCUGCCACAUACUACGAAAGAUUUCUGGCGAAUGAUUUGGGAUCAUAACGCACAGAUCAUUGUCAUGCUGCCAGACAACCAGAGCUUGGCAGAAGAUGAGUUUGUGUACUGGCCAAGUCGAGAAGAAUCCAUGAACUGUGAGGCCUUUACCGUCACCCUUAUCAGCAAAGACAGACUGUGCCUCUCUAAUGAAGAACAAAUUAUCAUCCAUGACUUUAUCCUUGAAGCUACACAGGAUGACUAUGUCUUAGAAGUUCGGCACUUUCAGUGUCCCAAAUGGCCUAACCCAGAUGCCCCCAUAAGUAGUACCUUUGAACUUAUCAACGUCAUCAAGGAAGAGGCCUUAACAAGGGAUGGUCCCACCAUUGUUCAUGAUGAGUAUGGAGCAGUUUCAGCAGGAAUGUUAUGUGCCCUUACCACCCUGUCCCAGCAACUGGAGAAUGAAAACGCUGUGGAUGUUUUCCAGGUUGCAAAAAUGAUCAAUCUUAUGAGGCCUGGAGUAUUCACAGACAUUGAACAAUACCAGUUCGUCUAUAAAGCAAUGCUUAGCUUGGUCAGCACUAAAGAAAAUGGAAAUGGUCCCAUGACAGUGGACAAAAAUGGUGCUGUUCUUAUUGCAGAUGAAUCAGACCCUGCUGAGAGCAUGGAGUCCCUAGUGUGACUGGAAUCCUGAAAGGGCACUUAAAUUUGUAAACUUCUGAAGACUGAGAACUUUUUUGAGGCCUUUUUUGCCAGACUCUAGGUUAUACAAUAACCCAGUUACUUUUUUACACUGAUAAAAGUUUUGAUAUUUAUUUUUUGCCAUUUUAUGUCUUAAUGGUAUCCUACUGAGCAUUUGCACCUCUGUUCAUUUCACACAGUGAAACGCAAUUUUACCUAGUUUGCACUAUAUGAUCAGUGUUACUGCCUAUAAUCUUAUACAACAGCAAACCCUGAUGUGACAUUCCAUGACAACAUACAUGCUACUUUUUUUUAGUUCAAUACAGUGAAGGUCUUUGUUAUGACAGUGAAUAUUGCUUUUAUUAUUAUUAUUGCUAAAGCAGUUGCAUUCUACUAGCAGGCAAUGCUGUACUUUUCUUCAGUCCUCCUCUCCUUUUUUUUUUAGGCACUGUUCAAUACUGUAUGCCUUCUGUAUUUUAAUGGAGUGGAUAGCAUUGUUUUCUUUUACAGACUAGCAGGCUACUGGGAGCUAAAAAGGUCUGUUAAUGUCAUGGCCUUGAAACAGUUCCAUUUAUGCUGGUUAAGAGAUCCCUUAAGAAGUUAGAAGGCUUAAGAACUGCUUCAUGUGAACAUCCCUUAUUAGUCACAAAGUUAUAUUCACAGUUUUUAAAAAAUGUGUCAAAAUAAAGGAUAACUGUAUUACAGCUUUCACAGUAGCUAUGUGGACAAUGUGUGUUAUUUCCAUUUUGACUCUCUAAAAGAGCUACAUCCUAAAAUGAGAGCUAUCUUUAACAAUAGCAAGAUGGCAAUAUUAUAUACAACUCAGUUAUGAGACCCUUUAGUUAUUCUCCAUUAAUGCUUCUUAGUUUAUAAUACCAUACCUCACAGUAGGAAGAAUGAAAACUUCUGCAGCUGUGUAAUUUUGAAACUAGUCCUCUAAAAAUUCCCUAUUGCUCUUAUAGCAAUCUAAUAAAAACUACCUACAUAGUUACUGUUUUCUUUCCUUCUUUGCCAAAUGUUUUAUAAUAAAUCUCUUAAUUAUAUACAUUCUUCUACUUAAGAUUAAGUUGGAAAUACUGUAUUAGCAAAAGUCCUGGGACUUUCUAAACUCCCACAGAUAGAUAAAUCUGAUUUGGAGAAAGAAAUUUAAAAUAUUUAAUUAAAGAUGAUACCCACAUUUUCAAGUUUUUAAAAGAGGGAGAUGGCUUUGUAUGCUUUUGUGUAGUUUAGAACAGAUAUACAUCAGUAAAAGAUACCAAUAAUCAUUAGAGCUCAAGGAAGUUAUUUGGUGCAGCCUCUGGAGCCAUACUCACCCUGCAGUGCAUAAUGGAAAAAUUAGGAGCAUUAAUAAGAAAUUUCAGUAGUGUUUGUAAGGAAAAUAAGCUACUUACUGAGAUCUGUUUCUUCUAUUGCAUGUUUGCUUUUGAGGGACAGCUUCUGUUAAAAGUGAAAUCAGAAUAGGGUUAGGGCCUGUUAGGAAGAAUAGGGUUUUAUUUACUUUUUAUGUCAAUUACUUCAACAUAAAGGCCACACUGGCUGCUGUCAUGCCAUCUGGGUAGGCAUUAAACAUUAAUGAUGAUCAGCACUGAGGUUCUAUUUAUCUUGAGUUGGCUUUCAUAAAGUUUGUCAGAAUGGUGCUGGAGGACCAGAAUUGCUAAGGAGAAAGAAGCUAUGGGCCAAGUUAAAGAAUUUGAAUGCAAAGGCCAGGUCAAUGGAGUUUUCAUAAACUACAUAACUUACCAGGGUUUAUCUCAUCUUCUCAAUACACAGAUUUAACAACACGGAAUACUCUGCUUUUCAAGAGCUGUGAAGCUAGUCCUGAGAUAAGAUGUUCAAGAGAGCAUGCUAAGUUGCAUGUGCUAGAUGACAGACACCUUUACAGCCCCUCCGCUCCAACCAGAGGUGACACAGGAAGCUCUGUAAAGUUCAAGUAAAGCUUGAACACAGGAACACUACAACUGCCAGAUGCUGAGGAGAAUCAGGAAAGCAAUGAGCUAGACUUUUUUUUUAGUCAAUUAAGUGGGUUUAUUUUAGUUGUAUAGAGUAUUGAUAUGAGUUAACUCUUUUUAGUAGAUGGCAAAGUGGGCUUGAUGUUCAAAAGUAAUGUUCGAGUUAGGGUUCAUGGUCCCUUUCUCAGUAAUUUUUUCUUAAUAAAAGUAAACACUGGUUCAAAGACAAAUAGCAAGUAUUCCCUCCUGUGCUGUUUAUAGAGGGCUCAAUUCGUAGAAAGGCAUACCCUCCAAUGCAAUUCUGUGGCUGUCUCUUACAGUGGUUUCAGAAUCACGAUAAAACAGCUAGUAAACAAGAUAGGAACAAAAAAGAAAGAGUUCAGAAGUUCCCUGUGAGCAAUCUGUGUGUCUCCAGCUAGCUUGAACCAAAGUCUUCAUAUCCUGACCCACUGAAUUAUAAGCAAUUGCUACUUGCCCAUCUUGCCAAAGUAAUCCAAACACACUUCGAUGAGGACAGUUAUAUUUAGCAGGUCCUCACCCCUGCAAGAGACAGCAUAUCCUCACUAUUAUUAUUCAUGUGUUAUUGGCAAAAACAUAGCUUGCAUCUUUCCAGAGGCAGAGUUUCAAAGACAGGGUUUUCUUUGAGACAUAAGCACAUUGCUUAAGUACAUAACAAGGUUAUUAACACUUGCGCUCAGGAGAAAGGAAAUAGCUAUUGCAAAUUAAUGUGUGCAACUUAAUAAAAUAAGCUGUUUGUGUAUAUGAAUUUAGCUCUAGGUAAGCAAAAUGCACACAUCAUAUAAAAAUAAAUUGCAACGAUCAGACCAAGUGGCUGUGCUGAACAUCAAAGAAAAGACAUGUUGUUGCCAUCAGGAGAACUCUUUCUUAUAUGCGAUAGCCAAGAUAUCUUUAAUAUGAAAAAAGUUAAUUUCUGAAUUUCAAAAAGAGUAAGAUUAGCUAAUUGGUCUUCCUAAUUUUUAUGCCUUUAGAGUUUUUAGUCUAUUCAAGUAGAAGAGUCCAGCAAGGCCAAAGAAGGGUUACGGUGUUCAAGUUCUGGUUGUUGGAGUUUUUAGCCCAGAGUGACAUACUGAAAUCAGUAAAUAAUUAUUUUAUAAUGACACAGCACAACUGCCUUGUUAUGAAUUUUUCUUAAAUGCAUAUAUACUGUAUUUAAAAUUAAAAUAUAGAUACCAAUUUACCAAAGAUACAUAUUACUAAUUCUAAGCAAAAUUUUUUAAAAAUCCCCAACUCAUCAUAAUUUAAGAAUCAAAAUGUAGUUCGUCUUAAGAAUUUAGUGGUUAUACUGGAAAUGCAUUUUCAACUCCUAUGUUCUAAAGUUUAUGUUCAAAUGGUGCCAGCGAAUUUUUAUAUGAAGGGAAAAUGCCUGCUUUUUUUGUUUUUUUAACAGAUGUAAUUUCACUUAACCCUUUGCGCUUUCCCUUAGUUGUCAUUUAACAUACAAUACUGGCUUUACUUAUCUCUAGAAAGAAGGCAUGCUACAAAUAGGAAGGAAUUGUAAUAACGAUAUUUGGCCUCUACUUUGUCUUAGCUGUUAAACUGUUUUUAGUAUUUUUGUUAAAUAUUUGCAAAGGGAAGCAUUUUCUACAGACGAUAAUUAAUUUCAAGAAAAAUCUUGAGUUUUAAGAAAUAAACAUCUCCAGAAAAGGAGACAGUCGAUUUUAUAAAAUGUCGCAACUCUCCAACAUUUGGGGUAGUGACUCCUUUUUUGUUAGGACAUUUGAAACUAGCAAGCAGCCAUUGUUUCUAAAGAAUUCUGCCCUCAUGUUGACCCAUGUUUCUUUCACUUCAUUUUGAAAUAGCUAAAAAUCAUUAAAACUGUAAAUAUUUUGUUGCUUGGGUAAGCAUCUUCUGGGAACUUUGUAUCUAUGGUAUAUAAUCAUAGAAUUUUAUAUUUUCAUAUAAAGCUAAUUUUUUUCUAGUUUCAACUCCGUCAUAGUUUUUUUUCCUUUUUGUGGUGGAUAUGUGAAUUCAACUUUCUGUGUAUUGAAGUAGCAAAAACCAUCUUUACAUUCCAAAAGAAUCCAACAUGUGUUAUUUCUUUGAGGCAGUGAUUGUGAAAGUUGGGUUUUCUUUUUAAUUCCAUUGACCAUUUGUGCAAUAGGAAUUAGACAUAAUUAGUCACUGAAAACAUUUGUCGCAUUGACCCAUUUGGAAAAAGUGUGUGUUUUUUUUUUAAAUUUGUUCAGGGGGAGGGGUUUUGUAACCUGAAAUUUUUCCCUUUUUCUUCUGUUUAAACUAUAUCAAAUCAUUCUAUUAUAGUGUUAUUUAAUAUGUAAAUUGUAUUGCUAUACAUAAAAUAAAGUAUGGUUUUUGAUGUA